Myzus persicae (green peach aphid) is the source of this 672-nucleotide messenger RNA. It is a transcript of the gene Lamtor3, whose product is annotated as ragulator complex protein LAMTOR3-A. Gene Ontology annotation, cellular component: Ragulator complex. Gene Ontology annotation, biological process: positive regulation of TOR signaling; cellular response to amino acid stimulus. The record is from RefSeq and is a predicted model, not a curated record. Bases 92 to 466 code for a protein of 124 amino acids. The transcript has 5 exons. NCBI's taxonomy places the organism in Eukaryota, Metazoa, Arthropoda, Insecta, Hemiptera, Aphididae.
UGUUCAAAGAUUAAUAAUUAUUGAUCACUGAGGUUUUGUAAAUAAUUCUUAUAUCAGGUAACUAACGCUUCAAAGUACAAUACAAUAAACCAUGGAGGAUUUAAGAAGAUAUUUAUACCAAACCUUGACUAAGGUUGAAGGUCUUUACUCAAUUGUGAUAUCUGAUCAUGAUGGUGUUGUUAUUUUAAAAGCUCAUGCCAACAAAUCAUCUGAACAAAAUUCAAAUUACAAACAUUCAUUUUUAUCAGAAUUUAAUUCUGCAUCAGAACAAGCAGGAAAAUUAGAACUUGGAAAAAACAAAACAGUGAUAUGUUUUUAUACUAACAAUCAAGUAGUCCAGUUAAAUUGCUCAAGAUUUUUAAUUACAUUUGUGGCUUCUGAAAAAGCAAACACUGGCAUUAUAUUAGGGUUAGAAAAAAUACUGGAGCCAUUACUAAAGGAUUUGAGAGCUAUUCAAUUUCCUUAAAAAUUACUUGUUUUAAUUUUUUUUCUUGUCACAUUAUAUAAUAUAAAACUUUAAUUGUCUCCUUUCACCCUAAAGAUUAUUGUUUUAUUCUACUUUAAUAGUUUUAUUCUGCACUUUCAAUAAGUUGAAUACUGAUUGUGUAUUUGUUAUUGUUAUUACUACAAAUUAAUAGAAUACAAACAAUUAUACUUUGGUACCUAAUUAUA